CGUUUCGCGGCCUCAGCAUUCGCAGACUGCACUCGAGGCCCGGAAUCCAUCAUACUUUACCAAUCUUCUUUCACGAGAUCCUUGAUGCGGCCUGUGACAAGUACGGCCACUGCUCCCCCUUCGACUCGCGCUUUUCCCACUUAACCCAUGGGACUCGACAGCCUCCGCUGAACCCCGGGAGGUCCUCCUCCAACUUUCCUCCCUAUUGCUGCCGCCCAUCGAUAUUGGCUGCCUGCUUAGGCCUCGAAGAUCUGCAACUGAUCUAACGAGCGGAAGAGUCGAGUCGAGUAGCAAUACAAGAGAAAGAUGAAGGGAUGGAUACGGUUAGUCGGGGUGCUGCUGCUGCAGCUGCCCUCGAAUGCAGUUCAGGCAGUGGAAAUGCAAAUAGACCAGAAAGAGGCAACCCGACAAGUAUGUUCGGGCAUGUACUCCCGCAAAUCCUGGGGCGGCAACAACGACCCUUUCAUCCUCAUCAAAUUCCUCAACCCCGACAGCUUCAACGCCGUCGACCCCAUCGUGAGCCUGGUGGUGUUUGAGUGGCAUGACAUGACUCUCCUCGGCAUGCCUAUCCCCAAUUCGGAUGCAGAUGCCGUUCCGACAAUGCAAUAUGUCUGCGACAAGUACGCAGUCGACGACGGUCUUUGUGACAAGAGCAAGCUUGGCGGCUUCAUCCUCAAGCCCAAUGCUACCGACGUCGCCCAGUCGCAAAUCAUUUCCCAGGCCAUCCACCUGCGCGACCCUCCCGUCGUCAACUACCCCAUCAAAAAGACCGGCUACUAUUGCGUUGGCACCACCCCAUUCAGUAACGAGGAUUACAAUGGCGUGGUCGAAUUCCGCAACGCCUUUGGCGAGCUCCCGGCCGCUCAGAUCGCAAAGUUGCCCUUUUACUCCGGCAUCACCAUCGUCUAUGCCUUCUUGGCCAUGGGCUGGGGCGCGUUAUACUUUUUCCACCGACGCGACAUCCUGCCCGUGCAAAACUACAUUACCGCCAUCUUGGUCUUCCUGGUGGUGGAGAUGUUCAUGACCUGGCUCUUCUACGACUUCCAAAAUCGCCACGGCAUGAACGCCGGCGCCAAGGCGUUGCUGGUGGUCGUCUCCAUCCUCAGCGCCGCCCGCAACAGCUUCUCCUUCUUCCUCCUGCUCAUCGUGUGCAUGGGCUACGGCGUCGUCAAGCCAACUCUAGGCAAGCAAAUGACCUACGUGCGCUAUCUGGCAAUCACCCACUUUGUCUUCGGCGUCAUCUACGCCGUCGCCUCCCUCUCCGUCACCCCCGAGAAUGCCGGCCCCCUCAUCCUCCUCGUCGUCCUCCCGCUCGCCGCCACCCUCACCGCCUUCUACAUCUGGACGCUCAACUCCCUCAACGCCACGACCAAAGACCUGGUCGCGCGCAAGCAGACCAUCAAAGCCGCCAUGUACCGCAAGCUGUGGUAUUGCAUCCUCACCAGCAUCGUUGUCAUUUUCGUCUUCUUCUUCGUCAACAGCUGGAUCUUCGCCGGGCAGGGCGACGAGGAUUUCGUGCCGAGUCAUUGGAAGGGCCGGUGGUUCAUCCUCGACGGCUGGCUGAAUCUCGUCUACUUUUUCGAUGUGGCGUUUGUCGCGUAUGUGUGGCGGCCGUCGGCGAAUAAUCGACGAUUCGCCAUGUCGGAUGAGAUUGCACAAGAUGACGACGGCUUCGAAAUCUCAUCGCUCCGUGACUCGAUGGAUAUAGAUGACGAUGCGGAAGCUAUGAAUGGCUAUAAACGGCCUGACGAAGAAGCGGGGUACAACGGACGGCUGAACCGUGACGCUUCACCAUUGCCGGCUCCCAUCCCGCAGAAGCCUAUGCCGCUGCCGCGGGAAAGUUUGGAGGGUGAGACGAUCUUUGCUGUUGGAGAGGAGGACAGAUUCAGUGAUGAGAGCGAUGGGGAUGAUGAGGGUGGCGCUCUGGGGAAUGAAAGGAGUGGGAUCAUGGGCAGGAAGCGGGAUUAGGUGGAGGUCAGCUAUCUUGUAUUUGAAAAGGCUUGUAGAGGAGAGGUUUCUGCUGCUUAGGAAAGAAAUGCUGUAUUAUUAGCGUGUUGAUGGUUGG
Molecule: messenger RNA, 2065 nt
Organism: Neohortaea acidophila
Lineage: Eukaryota; Fungi; Ascomycota; Dothideomycetes; Mycosphaerellales; Teratosphaeriaceae
Product: lung seven transmembrane receptor-domain-containing protein
Exons: 4
Coding region: 307-1968 (553 amino acids)
Biological process (GO): retrograde transport, endosome to Golgi
Cellular component (GO): membrane; Golgi apparatus
Source: RefSeq, a predicted model, not a curated record